AUGGCGGACGGUCGCGUUCUGACUAGCUCUGUCAGUUGCCUUCAAAACAAUCUUUAUAACUGGGACUUGACCGAAAUACUUCGCUACAAAGAAGCGAAUAGCUUUACUUAUGUUGGCAAUCGAAUUAAAUGGAUAGAUACUUUUGACAUGUUGAAAAUAUUUACGAAAAAUGCCAUUG
Messenger RNA from Paramuricea clavata, 178 nucleotides. Lineage: Eukaryota; Metazoa; Cnidaria; Anthozoa; Malacalcyonacea; Plexauridae. The record is from the annotation of a GenBank genome assembly.